UCGGUUUUCGUAGUGGCGUUUUCGUCCCGAUCGGCUAGUUAGAUCGUUUGCUUGCCCUCGCUGGUAUCGCUUGCAGUGAUAUCGCAUGAUCUUGCGCGCAUCCGUAGGAAAUCCCGGAGUUCUCUUUGUGCGAUAUUCUUCAGUUGUGAUUUCUGGCGUUUUCAAGGUGCUAGCGCUUCGGCGUACACGGCGGGUAAUCGCCGUACUAACCGAUAUACACACGGUUCUCUAUUUGUUAGUAGACUGUUGAAAAUCCUGUCUGAAAAACUAACGUCAAAUGUGCCGGUACUUGUAAUUGCGAGUCUAACGACGGUAAUAAUUUUCUUCGUUGCUUGAAUUUUGUGCGAUUGGUCCCCUAUAACAAGUGAACAUUGUUCGACAAAAUAUACAAUAAGCAUUGUUGAACGCAUCUUCCUUUCCAUAUUUACUCAUCUCUAUUGUUCUCUAUAAUAGAAUAUUUAAUUAAUUGAAUGAUUGAUUUUUAUAUGCACAGAAUAUACAACGUAAUUUUCAUAGAAAAGAAUUUAGAAGCAAAGAGAGAAACUGAGAGUUGUACUGCGACUGGCUGCCCAACAUCUUUAAUAGCUGAUAUCUUGUAGCCUGCGUGUAGAAGUAGACCUUGUCUCUCUCUAUCUCUCUCUCUCUCUCUCUCUGUAUUGUGUCUAUCCUGAAUCUAUAGAUGUCUCAGCUUGAGGUCACGGGUAUAUCGCGCAGUGGCCGGGUAAGGAAGAAAUCCUCCAAACUUGUCGACUUCGAGUCGCCUGAUGAUCUAGCAGAAAAUAAGCAUAAACGACAAAUAAAGGCACAGCAAGCCCAUCAGCAACUGUUGGAUCAGUAUGAAGUACAGCCGCAUCAACAAAUAUCACCCACCCAAUCGGGUCAGCCGAAUAGCGGUGGGCGACAAAGAAAGAAUUCCGGUUCCAAUCAGUUACAGCAAAGAAUCAAGCCAGAAUCAUCCAUGUCUGACAAUGAGGGACAGUCGUCAGCAUCGGAUUCUGACGAUCCCUCUGGGUUAAACGAAGACGAGAGAUAUAGCAUGGAUUCUGGGAGCGACAAUGAAGUUGAUCCUCUUAUGAUAGAUGACAGAGAAACGGGGUUCAGGAAACUAGAACCACCAGCAGGUCAGGAAACACCAUCUCAAGCAAAUAGUUUAUAUAUGCUUGAAAAGUGUAAGAAAAAGUUAAUUAUUAAAGAUGGGAAAAUUAUAGGCAAGACAAAGGCUCAGCGCAAAGAUAAAGGGAAGACGAGGUUUACCGCUUACAUGCUAUGGGCAAAAAAAAUUAGGCAAGAACUGUUAGAGCAAUCUCCUUACAUGGAUUUUGCGGCAAUUUCUAAGCGAUUAGGAGAGCUAUGGGCUACAGUACCACAUCUGGAAAAAUAUAAUUGGCGCAGGCGUGCAAAACGCUUAGCAGCAAAGCCUCAUUCUUUGCCGGCAAAUAAAGACGAGCCUAUCUGGAAAAUGCCACCGCCCGCCUCGCGAAAAAAAUUCAUUAAUAAAAUUGGUAACGGCAAAGAGGCGAAACCUGCUUCUACGAAAAAGACGAUUCAGCUCGGCGUGCCGUCCGUCGUGGGUAACGUUCCUGUCUCGCCGCCGGCUAAUCGCGCCAGCAAAGAUCUGGUCAAUGAGCCAGUGAUCGGCACUGGCAUGUACAAAGUUAUCGGGACGCAACCGAUUGAUGUCGCGGCUCAUCUGAAACUGCUUGGUGAGAGCCUGACUAUUAUCGGGGAACGCUUGAAGGAACACGACGGUCAGAUUGCGGUCUCCGGAAGCCUCUCAGUGUUAUUGGACUCGUUGCUCUGUGCCUUAGGUCCGUUAGUUUGUUUGACUCAACAAGUGCCGGGGACUAACGGAGCUAAACCCGAAACGCUCUCCCAAAUGCUCGACAACAUCGCUUAUUUAAUGCCCGGUCUAUAAUAUAUGUACAAAGUAUGUGUAAAAUAUACGACACAAGUUAACUAAAAUAUACAAAGUUACUUAGAGCAAUGUAAAUAGAGAUACUGAAAAUAGAGACGUGAAGAAUAGAAAGAUGAUGACAGUAAUGAGAGACUUUUUGAGAUGUCAUUCGCAAGAGCGUGAAGAUCAAAUUGAUGACCUGAAUGAUUCGCUCGCGCUACGAGUUCAAAUCAAUAGAAACAGAGAUCCUCGUUAUAUUUUAACUGCUCGUGUCAGAGUAUGUUUUAUAUAAAUAAUAUAUUUGUAUGAAAGUGAUAAUAAAUAUUUAAUUAGUUCUA
Messenger RNA from Dinoponera quadriceps, 2232 nucleotides. Its product is annotated as HMG box-containing protein 4. Bases 680 to 1915 code for a protein of 411 amino acids. Lineage: Eukaryota; Metazoa; Arthropoda; Insecta; Hymenoptera; Formicidae. The record is from RefSeq and is a predicted model, not a curated record. The transcript is spliced from 5 exons.